AUGCCUGAUACGCCCACGUCAGAAAGGACUCCCCUUAUGGAUCACGAUGAGUGCGAUUCGGCGGCGAACCAUGGAGAUUCAACACGUUUCCUAAAAGAGACGCCACUACCCAAAGUCCAGCUGGGCAUAUUAUGCCUCUUGCGCAUUUUGGAUCCCAUGUGCUUUACGCAGAUCUUCCCUUAUAUCAACGAGCUCGUAAGCGAUCUUCACGUCGCGAAAGAUCCUUCCCAGAUAGGAUUUUAUAGUGGUUUAGUGGAGAGUUCUUUCGCUCUGUCGCAAUUAAUAACGAUCUAUCCCUGGGGUUAUCUCUCUGAUCGUUUUGGCCGUCGACCAAUGGUCUUGGUCGGCGUUGCGGGUCUGACUCUCACCACUAUACUGUUUGGACUAUCGACCGACUUCACCACUGUCAUGAUAACGCGUGCACUUGCUGGAUUAUUCUCGGGCAACGUUGCAGUCAUCCCGUCAAUGUUAAUCGAAAUCACAGACAAGACUAAUCAAGCACUCGCUUUUCCAUUUUUUGGGUUUUGGUGGCCUGUCGGUGCGAUUGUUGGACCUCUUCUUGGGGGAUUGUUCUCUAAACCUGCGACGCGGUAUCCCCGAUAUUUCGACUACCCAUUUCUCAGAGAAUAUCCGUAUUUUUUGCCUUGUCUCCUGGUCGCAGGCUUCUCAGCUCUCUCAUUUUUCGUUGCCUGGUUUUGGCUAAAUGAAACACGCCAAGUUGACAAACGCGAUCCCCAGAAGGCUUCGCCUCCUUCCUACGGAUCCACAGACCCAAAUUCAUGGGAUUCCGCACCACAGGACGAGAAUUUUAGCGUCAGGGAGCUAUUAAAUAUCCCGAUAAUCCGCGCGCUCUGUGCAUCUGGUUGUGCGUUGAGCUUCCUCUCUUCUGCCUUUGAUGUUCUGUUCGUCCUUUUCUGCUACUCGCCCAUACGCUCAGGAGGCUUGGCGUUCGACACUUCUGAAAUCGGAUUCGCGCUCUCAGCAUCGGGAUUUUUGGCAGCCUUGCUCCAAGCUUUCAUCAUGCCAACCAUUCUUCGUCGCGUGAACCAUGCAGUGAUGUACCACUUCUCGAUGAAGAUCUGGCCCUACCUCUUCGUGGCCUUACCUUUCCUGAACAUCAUCGCCCGUCAUGGUGUGGACGCAGGGAAUGGACAACUAUUAACAUCUACUAUCGCACUUUUAUGGACGGGAAUUGUGCUCAUCUUGGCGUUUGCAAGGGUGGCUUUUUUGUCUUAUUCAGUCAACAUGCUUCUCAUCAAGCAAUAUGCGCCGAAUUCUGCCUCACUUGGUUCAACAGCUGGUCUGGUCCAGUUCUGCAUCUGUCUUUCUCGUGCAAUCGGCCCAGCAUUUGCGAGCUCCAUGUUUGCACUUUCGGCUGAGAAAAACUUGCUUUGGGGAUACCUUUGGGUUUUGGUCAUGGCAUCCAUAGGUUUGGCGGGGUGCUUGGUUUCCAGAAAUAUUGUGAAGGAAAGCUCCAGAUUGCAGUAA
Messenger RNA from Cyclocybe aegerita, 1488 nucleotides. NCBI's taxonomy places the organism in Eukaryota, Fungi, Basidiomycota, Agaricomycetes, Agaricales, Hemipholiotaceae. The record is from the annotation of a GenBank genome assembly.